CGCGCAUCCAUGAAUUUUUUUUUGGGCCGUUCAAGACCAGUCCCUCGACCAAGGCCAAGUUGCCAUCAAAACACGGCCACCUCGAUUCGCGUGUUCCUCAUUGCGCGAUUAGGGAAAAUAGUCCUCUUUGUUAUUGUUUCCAGCUACAUCCUGCAUUGACUUUGGACUGCAGGUUCUGCACAUAUUGUGCUUUUUGUUUCCCCCUCGCUUGGGGAAUGCUCUCGGUUUCCCCCUUCUAUCCCCGAGUAUUCACAAGUAAAUACACGCGACAGUGAGCCUGCCAUCACUUCGUCAUCACUUUGACACAACAUUACACUGUCCAAUGUCGUCACGGCAACUCCAACCGUAACUGCACCAAGCCUCGACUUUUCUUUUUAUUUGUUUGCUCAAAUAUUGCGACGUACACAGUCAAGCAAAAAUAUUUUCACAAUGACCACUCCCGAGAGAAGGCAAAGCGGUUGGUGGGGAAGCAUAUCUGGUGGUCUCUUUGGUUCUGCCGCUAAGCGCCGCAGUGAACCUGAGAGGAUCGAACCCAGACCCGAGCCUACGCGACUCAAUGUCCCAGCGAGAAAUUCGAUCCUCGAGAAUGGCGCACAUCACGAUACGCCGCGACCGCGCGUUUCCUUCCAGGAGGACGACCGGGCCACAUCCCCAGAGAGCCCAGCCAAGCGCGCCUCGGCUGCGCAGAUGGCUACCCGCAAAAUUUUUGAGCGCCCACAGGGCCCCUCGAGCAAGCUCUCAAGCAGUACUGUGAGGGCAACAAAUUUCUCAGCUGUUGCAUCGCCGCGUCCUAUGUUCAGGGCCUCUUCAGCUGCACCGGAAGGCGGCAGGUUCCAGUUUACGCCCCGAGCUGGUACGCCCGCUAGGCCUACCAACAAUGCUUUCCGCACCACUACCACCGCGACCUCCGCUCCAACACCCAGCCGUGAUUUCCGCGCGUCUACCACCGAGAGCAUCAGCCGCGGCAUGGCCAAAGUGCCUCCGAGUGAGCUCUUCUCCAUGAAGAUCCCGGAGCCUCCUGCGAACUUGACCGGCGAGGAGCUUGCAAGGCGCAUCCCGCAGAACCCCAACAGGGUUGGAUCGAUCUACGCCGACGAGUACCUUUCGGAUCUUUGUCCUAAAGACUUCAACGAGACUCAGAGGAAGCAGUUCUUUUGUAUUUUGGACCUGCGCCGGCUGAAAUAUGCAUCUGAUGAGAUCUACAUCAAGAAGGACUGGCGGUUCAACAUUCUCAACUUUGCAAAGGAGUACGAGAAAAGCAGGAGUCUGAUCAUGUUGCGGUACGGACUUUACGAAUUCAAGAGCAUCAAGCCUUCGCAAGAAGUGGUGUCUAAGUGGAAGGCCUCGCAUGGCAUUCCUCUCGAUGACGAAGAGGAUGACACUUCAGUCCCAUCCGCAGCAUUAACGCGUCCCAACGGCACCGAAGGUAUUCUGUCGCGCGGCAAACGCAAGGCCUCGGACGAGCCAUCGCAAAGCAAGCGAGCUCGUGGAACCGAACGCGAACCUCUAUCCGAGACUGCUACACCUGCUCUGAACAAGGGCAGCAAAAAACGCAUGGCAGACGAUGACGGCGAGAACCCCCCAGCUAAAUCACAAAAGUCUGCGCCCGCUACCUCAAAGACGCCAUCGGCAACCAAAAAGUUCUUCGAACAGGUCGCCAAUAGCAAGCCUACGUCAUCACCAUACAUCACUGUUGAGCCCCCUUCGGCGUCGAAGCCUAAGCCGGCGUUCUCGUCGGCCUUUGGUGCCACUUCUAACAGCUCGACGACCAAGUCGAUCUUCGAGGCUAGCGCCUCUUCCAAGUCGACGUCCGGAAAGCUUGGCGCUAAGUCCAAUAUAUUCGGUCACCUGUCCGAUACGGGAUCAGCCCAGGCGAGCGGAGCUGAGAACGACGCCGAAGAUGAGAACGACUCCGAGGAUGAUGCUCAGGAGGCUAGCCAAAGCGACGACCAGAGCGGUGCAGCUAGUGGAGGUGUCGCGACGCCUCAGCCUGACGGUGAUUUGUUUGGCAAAAAGCGCUCUGCCGGUGGUCCAUUCGUGUCCUCUUCCACGUCUUCCGAGGCCGGUGAUGCUCAAUCGGGCCCAAGCCUCUUUGACCGUGUCACAAAAGGCGAUGAUGGGAAGCCCAAACGCAUCUUUUCAUCCAGCACAAGUGCUGUAGCUUCACCAGCUACAACCAAGCCUGCGUCAGAUAACGAGAAGGCACCCAGCCCUGUCAAGCCGCAGCAACCACUGGGUGGCAACCAGACAUGGUCGGUUGAUUCUCCCAUCAAGUUUGCUGCUGCCCCGUCAACUUCAAGCUCUUUGUUCGGAUCAGCUUCCGCAGCUGCCAAGUCUUCAGCUACCGGCCAAGAUUUGACUACCAGCAACGCAGCACCGAAGCUUUUUAGCUUUGACUCCAAACCCGCCGAGACAGGCGCAGGCUCUACUCCUAAAUUCGGUACUUCUGGUGCUGGUUCAACAACUUCAAGCCUUUUCGGUGCCAAAACCAAUGGAUCGACCCCCGAGGCCAGCAAGGAAUCGAAGACAACUGAGGCAACGCCAUCAGCAGCGCCCGCCCAGAAAGCACCCCAUCCCAUGUUUGGCGCCGUACCAGGCCAGGAAUCUAAGCCUUCCUUUACCGUUCCGGGACAGUCAGAUUCCAAACCAGUUUUCGGUGCUGCAAAGCCCCUGUUCGGUGCCGACCCUAGCGGAUCAGAGUCUGCAAAGCCCAUGUUCGGCGCAGCUACUGCGUCAGACAAACCCAAGGCCGAUCCUAGUCCCCUCUUUGGCUCAAAAACUGCGGCGUCUGCACCCCAAGCAUCAUCGCUGUUUGGCUCGACAGCGUCAACACCGAACCCCCCCUCCAGCCUUGGAUCAUCGCAGGAAGCACCCAAGCCUCUGUUUGGACAGGCCGCUGCCAAGGAUGCGCCUGCGCCCUCAUUCAGCUUUGGUGCAAAGCAAGACACGCCCAAGCCUCUCUUUGGGCAGGAAGGCGCAAAGGAUACGCCCAAGCCUACAUUCAGCUUUGGGGAUAGUUCGCAAAAGCCGCAGGCGCCAAGUCUUUUCGGCGCUGCUGGCGGUCAGAGCACUCCUGCAACCCCGGCCUUUGGAGCCCCCAAGAGGAGUGCUGAGUCGGAAGAGACCGGAGAGCCUCAAGCCAAGCGCAGCAUGUUUGGUAGUGCCGCUCCAGCCGCGACCCCGAAUCCACCAACAUCGCUCUUCGGAAAUACUGCAACCCCGGCAGCGGCUACGACCACACCAUCUCUCUUCGGCGGUGCUGCUACUGCGGACAACAACACACCAGCACCAAGCUUCACCUUUGGUGGCGCGGCAGAGAAGGCUUCAUCAUCAACACCCUUGUUUGGAGCCAACUCGACUGCAGGCGCCUCGACGCCAUCUUUCUCAUUCGGCGCUGGUGCUGCCAAUGGGACGUCCACGCCAUCAUUCAGCUUUGGUGGAGGUGCCACCCAGAAUGGCGCAUCUACACCAGCUCCUUCGUUCAACUUUGGUGCUGCGGGCCAGACCAACGGCCAGGCUUCUAACCAGAACUCGACCUUGUUCGGAACUAGUGUCUCCGCCCCAAGCUCAUUCACUUUUGGUGCUGGCGGUGGAGGCGACAAAGCUUUCAACAACCCCUUCGCCAGCGGUGGUGGCGGCGAUGCUGCUGGAUCGGUGAGCUUCAACUUUGGGGCCUCGAGCGCCCAGCCGGCACCUACUGGGGGUUCAUCGGGCAUGUUCAACUUUUCCAGCGGCGGUGCGAACGGAGCGUCCACUCCGGUCUUCAGCUUCGGAGGCGGUCAGACCAAUGGUACUACCCCUAAUCCCGGAAAUGCCGCGGCAGGCGGCUCGAUCUUCAACUUAGCUCCUCCCGUGGGCGGCACCUCAACAGGUACUAGCGCAAAUCAAUCUUACAGAAGGAGGGCCGGGCGAGGAGGACGAGGUCGUCGUUUUUGAAGUACGGGCUAAGGCUCUAAAGCUCAUUAACAAGGCUGACGAGUCGGACGAAGAAGGCGCGAAGAAGGACGAUAAGAAGUCGCCCUGGAAGACGAUGGGUGUCGGCCCGUUCAGGCUGCUCAAGCACAAGACUACGGAUGCAGUGCGAAUUCUUCUGAGAGGGGAGCCGCGCGGCAACGUAGUCAUGAACAAGUUGCUCCUGCACAAUUUCGAUUACAAGACGGAGCCGGGCGACAAAUACGUCAAGGUGACUACCGCCAAGGAUGGAGGCGGCCUGGAGACGUGGAUGUUGCAAGUCAAAGACAAAACCAAGGGCAAAGAGCUGGCUGCUGCGCUGACGAAACACAAGGAGGCCAACAAGCCCAAGGACUAGAGAGGCCUUGCUUGUAUGCGUUUUUCGAUGUGCCCUUGUUGUCUCGUUGACUUGUAACGUCCAGCGUCUUCCUUUUGAUAGAGUGAAGAUGGAGUCUGGCUUGCGAUGGUCUUGCAAUAGGAAGCAAGGAAGGGGUUUAUUUUUAUAAUAACAUACGCGCACACAAGGUCUGUUUGGUUUCUAAGUCACUACACCUGUCUUCCCCCCCCCCCC
Pyricularia oryzae 70-15 is the source of this 4522-nucleotide messenger RNA. Its product is annotated as nuclear envelope pore membrane protein POM 121, variant. The transcript has 2 exons. Gene Ontology annotation, biological process: intracellular transport. The record is from RefSeq and is a predicted model, not a curated record. NCBI's taxonomy places the organism in Eukaryota, Fungi, Ascomycota, Sordariomycetes, Magnaporthales, Pyriculariaceae. Bases 430 to 3936 code for a protein of 1168 amino acids.